This is a messenger RNA of Amborella trichopoda, 2131 nucleotides long. RefSeq lists its product as uncharacterized. The record is from RefSeq and is a predicted model, not a curated record. NCBI's taxonomy places the organism in Eukaryota, Viridiplantae, Streptophyta, Magnoliopsida, Amborellales, Amborellaceae.
UGUCUUAUCCUCGGACUCCCAAAGGAGGCAUCAUAAAUCUGAGACACAACGUUCCUUUCCUCUCGCUCUCCGUUUAAAAGUGGGAAUAAGGAAAAGAUUGAGAGAGAGAGAGAGGGAGAUUUGGAAAAGAUAGCAGUCAGUCGUGAGUGGGGGAAGGCGCCAUUGCUCCCACCUCAAACCCCAAAACCCAAUCACUCAGAUCCUUGAAUUUGCUUUUUCAUUCCUCAUUUCUACUCUCUCCCGCCAUCCAUCUCAGUGGGCAUUUUUCCUCCAUGCAAUAUGAGAUCGUUUGUUUCCUCAGAAUGCAACGGGAAAGCAUUGUGAUGUUGGGGAUCACGGUCAUGUACCUCCCCACCUUCAUUGAUGAUAAUAAUUAGUUAUAAUUCUUUAAUAAGGAAUAAUGAAAGGCGUCAGAUCUUGGAGAUCGCCCUCCCUAUCCAAGAAUCCCUUCCUUGAUGCCGCUGGGAGCAGGAGAUUCAGCUCCAAGUCCUUUACAUCAUUUGGCUGCUUCAUCCUCCUCUUUAUGCUCUUUCUCAUACUCAUCACCAUGAAACAUCAAUACGAGCAUAUCAAGAUGGACAACACUUGGUAUCCCUUUGCCUCAACCAAGCAGCGUCCUCAAAUAAUGAUGACCCAUUUUGACCAUAUUCACUCUUUGCCCCGUGGCAUAGUGGAGUCAACAUCUGAUAUGGAGCUGAAGCCCCUCUGGGAGACCUCAACCUUAACAGAUAAAAAUCAGAAUCAUAAGGCUCUUUUGGCAAUCCCCGUUGGAAUUAAGCAAAAGAAGAAUGUGAAUGCCAUGGUCCAAAAGUUUCUUGCAGAAAAUUUUUCAAUUAUAUUGUUUCAUUAUGAUGGCAAUGUGGAUGGGUGGCAUGAUCUUGGUUGGAGUGAUAGGGCGAUACACAUACUUGCUCAUAAUCAAACAAAAUGGUGGUUUGCAAAGCGCUUUUUGCAUCCUGAUGUUGUAUCAAUUUAUGAUUACAUCUUUCUUUGGGAUGAGGACUUGGGAGUUGAAAAUUUUCAUCCUGGAAGGUACCUGCGCAUAAUGAAGGCAGAAGGAUUGGAGAUUUCACAACCAGCUCUAGACCCAAAUCAAUCAGAAAUACAUCAUCGUAUUACAAUUCGAAACAAAACAGGGAAAGUCCAUAGGCGGAUGUAUGCUUCUCGAGGUAGUUUGAAUUGUUCAGAUGCUAGCAUGGGGCCUCCAUGCACUGGAUGGGUUGAAGGGAUGGCACCUGUAUUUUCAAGAGCUUCCUGGCAUUGCACAUGGCAUCUCAUUCAGAAUGAUCUCAUUCAUGGCUGGGGUCUCGAUAUGAAACUCGGAUAUUGUUCUCAGGGGGAUCGAACAAAGAAUGUUGGUGUGAUUGACAGUGAAUUUAUCAUUCAUCUGGGAAUACCAUCCUUGGGAGGAUCAUCUGCAAAUAAGCAACUUUCGAGUGAGAGUAAUGAGGCUGCUGGCCCUGCUGACCAGUCUAUGGUCACAAAGGUACAGGGUGAAAGGGUCAUAGAUUUAAGAUCUCAGAUCAGAAGGCAGUCCACAGCAGAGCUUGAGAUAUUCCGCAAACGGUGGGAUCGAGCUGUAAGGGAUGAUAAGGAAUGGGCUGAUCCAUACAAACACAAGAAGGGGGCAAACACAUAAAUCUUGUCUUCUUCCACUUUCAAUCAUUUAUUAAUUGAUUCUUUCAGUGAGAGGGGCCACACCAGAUAGAACAAGGAAGCGAGGCGGGUCAAUUGUUAUGUAUAGCCAUCAGCAGCCAAGGCAAUUCCACACCGCUCCUUGCCCAAGACACGUUAUGUCUGAUAUUUUCUUGAUCAAAAUUUUGCAGGUGCUUGUGAGGCACUGCACAUUGCAUUGGGAUUUUGCUCGGACUCUUUGAGAAAUAUAAGAACAAACCCUGCGGGUAGGUAGACAUCUUGGGAGUUUCCUUGGGCUGUGUAAGAUUUUUGUAACCAGGGCCUCGGGGUAAAUCCUUGUGUCGUCGAUGAUGUAAAAGUAGCCUCCCAUUUGUUACUAAUGAGAGGUUUAAACGGGACUCUGAUUUCUUUUUGUUUGUUUGUUUGUUUGUUUGAAAAUAUUAAAAGAAGCAAUGCAACAUACGUACUUUGAAAGUAUCAUAUGGUUUUCAUCCAA